AUGUCAGGAGCCAGCAGUGAACAACUUCACAGAUCCACUUUAACUGUCUAUGCGAAUUUAAUGGAACACUUCAACCCAGGCCUUCAGAAGCUUGUUGCUCUAGGAAACAGCUAUGUGAAAGCUUUCCAAGCGCUGGCUGUUUCCAGUGAGGCCUACUUCAGCGCUGUGGCUAAAAUGGGUGACCAGGCACUUCAUACACUUUCAUCUCGCUCUCUUGGAGAUGUGUUGAUCCAAAUAUCAGAAACACAGAGGAGACUCACUGCAGAGAUGGAAGGAGUGUUUCGAUGGUUCCAGAUAGAGGUUCUGCAAGCCAUGGAGAAGAAUGUCAAGUUGGAUGAGGAGUACAUUGAUGGUAGUCGGAGGGUUUAUGAGCUGGAGGUGAGGAACCAGGCAGAGGCUUUGGAGAAACAGCUCAGACGAGGAGCCUACAGAGAUUCUCUGGAGAACAGUGAGUACAUGUUGUACCUGAAGCAGAGUCAACAGGAGAUCCUGAAGGAGGAGGAGCGGAGGUAUCGCUUCCUGGCAGAGAAACACUGUGGCCUCACUCAGUCCCUGCUCUAUCUAAUAAACAAGACCGGUGCAUCUCUCCAGCACAAGGCAGAUGGAUGGAAGGACAAAGUGAAUGAGACUAGAGGGUCUCGCCCUCGAACUCCUACCCCUUUGGACCAAGAGGCACAGCUUCGAGGCUCGGUUAGCUCCCUGCUGCAGACGGUAGCCAGAGAUGAAGACAUGUCGUGGGCCAGACGGGAGCAGCAGGCGCUGGGCAGAGUGCCCUCUAGAGCUCCGUCUCCCCUUCCCAGCCGAUCUCGCUCUAGCUCCGUGGGGGAGAGUCUGGGUUUGGGGGCAGGAAGAGCCAUGAGGGCCCUGGUAUCUCACCCUUCUUCAUCUAACCCCAAGCUGCUACCGUUCAGCCGAGGAGAGACCAUCACUGUACUCGUCCAGGAGCCGCGGAAUGGCUGGUUAUAUGGACGCACUGACAGCACUAUGCGUCAGGGCUGGUUUCCUGCUGCUUAUGUGGCUCCUAUUGAGGAUGUCUCCAACACUUUAUCAACGAGUGGCGUUUCUCUACGGAGCCACAGUAUGAACAACCUGUUGGACCCCAGCGACGCCAACACUGAGGCGUCAGACGGUAAGAGCUACGGGGACAUCCCACCGCCGGCCACGCCCAAUCGCAGAGCCUCUGUAGACGUGAGGUCCAUCUCACCUCUCCCUGAGCGGAAGACAGAGCAGCCCACAGAGUCCAAGCCCAGCCCCGUCCAAGUCCCGCCUCCACCGCCGCCCCCACCUCCACCUCCUCCACCUAGUCACAAUCUAAGGAGGGGCUCUGUGGAUGUCAGGCCAAUCUCCCCCCUCCCUGACAGGAAGGGAGAGGCAGCUUCAGAAACCCAGACGUUGUCGCCCCAUGGACCGGAAAACCCUCUGUUUCCCAGAGGCACAAACCCAUUCGCCACUGUAAAGCUUCGCCCCACGACGACCAAUGACAGAUCUGCUCCUCGGAUUCACUGA
Messenger RNA from Sphaeramia orbicularis (orbiculate cardinalfish), 1506 nucleotides. RefSeq names its product BAR/IMD domain containing adaptor protein 2 like 2b (gene baiap2l2b). The coding region runs from base 1 to 1506 and encodes 501 amino acids. The record is from RefSeq and is a predicted model, not a curated record. Gene Ontology annotation, cellular component: cytosol; nucleoplasm. Gene Ontology annotation, molecular function: protein binding. Gene Ontology annotation, biological process: actin filament bundle assembly; actin crosslink formation; plasma membrane organization. Lineage: Eukaryota; Metazoa; Chordata; Actinopteri; Kurtiformes; Apogonidae. The transcript has 14 exons.